CUGUAUAGUAUAUACACUAUACAGUAAACUGAGCUGAGAGUUGAUACCGUCCUCUAAAGCAUUUUGUGUACUAGGCAAAUUUACAUUUUCUACAAAUCGUCAUACAAUCUGAUACAUUUUUUUUUUGUAUACAUUUUUUAAUUGUAGUUAAGUUAAUAAUAAAAACAUUUUUAUCGAAUGCCAAACUUAUUAUUUUAGUUAUUUUGUUAGGCGUGCUAUAAAGUUUAAAAUAUGAUCCUGUUAGAAACCAACAAUCGUGUUGUAGAGGAGUCUAUAACUGUUCGGAUAAAAAAUGCCUUGGCCGGGAAUAAACCAGAAAACACAAAUAUAUUCAUAUCGGACUAUGCGGGCGUGCUAUUUCACAUUUCAAAUUUAGAAGGCCAAAAGAAUAUGUUACGAGUGAGUAUAGCAUUAAAGUUUUACGCUGAACUCCAAGAACAUGGUGCUACAGAGCUAUUGAACCGUGUGUAUGGUUCUUAUGUUACUGAACCAGAGUCUGGUUUUAACUUUUCUUUGCUCGUCGACUUGGACAAAAUCCCUGACAACUGGGAAGAAUUAAUUAAAAAAAUUGGUCAACUGAAGCGAAACUGUUUUGCAUCAGUAUUUGAGAAGUAUUUUGAUUUUCAAGAAAAAGGGGAAGAAGGGCAUAAAAGAGCUGUGAUUAAUUAUCGAGAAGACGAAACUAUGUAUGUAGAAGCAAAGUCAGAUCGUGUAACUGUUGUUUUCAGUACAGUAUUUAGAGAUAGUGAUGACAUAGUUUUGGGCAAAGUUUUUAUGCAAGAACUUCGAGAAGGUAGAAGAGCGAGCCAAACUUCUCCUCAAGUCUUAUUUACACAUAAGGAACCACCACUUGAGUUACAAGACACAAAUGCUCGUAUUGGUGAUGAAGUGGGAUAUAUAACAUUUGUUUUGUUUCCAAGACAUACUAAUCGAGCUGCACGUGAAAAUACAAUAAAUUUGAUACACAUGUUUCGGGAUUAUCUGCAUUAUCACAUCAAGUGUACGAAAGCUUAUAUACAUUCUUGCAUGCGAGCAAAGACUACCGAUUUCAUUAAAGUGCUAAACAGAGCUCGACCAGAAGCUAAAAAAUCAAAUGAAAAGAAAACUAUUACUGGCCGAUCAUUUGUUCGAAGGGACUGAUAGAUUAUAAAUAUGUUGCAUUUUUCUUAAAUUGUUUAACUAAAACACAAUAUAAUAAAUACCUAUAUUAAAUUAUUUUUAAACAAGCAUUAAUGGAUUUUAUUGUUAGUCCAGUAUACAUGUAUAUUGUUAGUUAAUAUAACUAACCAUUGUUUUUAUAUAUAAAUAAAAAAAACAAUUAAUUGAA
Adelges cooleyi (spruce gall adelgid) is the source of this 1327-nucleotide messenger RNA. RefSeq names its product probable actin-related protein 2/3 complex subunit 2 (gene Arpc2). The record is from RefSeq and is a predicted model, not a curated record. The coding region runs from base 232 to 1140 and encodes 302 amino acids. Gene Ontology annotation, molecular function: structural constituent of cytoskeleton; actin filament binding. Gene Ontology annotation, biological process: Arp2/3 complex-mediated actin nucleation; actin filament polymerization. Gene Ontology annotation, cellular component: actin cytoskeleton; Arp2/3 protein complex. The transcript has 6 exons. Lineage: Eukaryota; Metazoa; Arthropoda; Insecta; Hemiptera; Adelgidae.